Marmota flaviventris (yellow-bellied marmot) is the source of this 838-nucleotide messenger RNA. RefSeq names its product CKLF like MARVEL transmembrane domain containing 6 (gene Cmtm6). The record is from RefSeq and is a predicted model, not a curated record. NCBI's taxonomy places the organism in Eukaryota, Metazoa, Chordata, Mammalia, Rodentia, Sciuridae. Gene Ontology annotation, cellular component: membrane.
UGGACCCGGCCGAGUCAGACGCAACUCCCCCGGCUCCCGCGAUCUUGACUCUGGGCGAUGGAGAACGGAGCAGUGUACAGCCCCACCACUGAGGAGGAUCCGGGUCCCGCCAGGGGCGCCCGGAGCGGCCUCGCUGCCUACUUCUCCCUGGCCCGGCUCCCUUGGUAUCGGCGGGUUCUCAAAGGCUUGCAGCUGUUGCUGUCUCUGCUGGCAUUCAUCUGUGAAGAAGUUGUAUCACAAUGCACAUUGUGUGGAGGACUUUACUUUUUUGAAUUUGUAAGCUGCAGUGCCUUCCUUCUGAGUCUCCUUCUGCUGAUUGUGUAUUGUACUCCAGUGUAUGACAGAGUUGAUAACACAAAAGUAAAAUCAUCGGAUUUUUACAUUACAUUGGGAACAGGAUGUGUAUUUUUGUUGGCAUCUAUCAUUUUUGUUUCUACCCAUGACAGAACCUCAGCUGAAAUUGCUGCAAUUGCGUUUGGAUUUCUAGCAAGUUUUAUGUUUCUGUUUGACUUUGGUGCUAUGCUUUUUGAAAAGCUACAGGAGUCCCAGCUAAGAAAACCUGAGAAUACCACUCGAGCAGAAGCCCUCACUGAACCCCUUAAUGCCUAAAGACUCUGGGGAGCAGGUGUUACACAAGAUGGUGACUCUUGGUGGUGAUGCCUGAGCUCUGGCAGAAGGUCCUGUAGAAUUUGUGUAAUUGCUUAAACCACUUCUUUGGAGAAUUGGGGGAAUAGCAGGAAGGCAGGUUUAUCAAUAUUAGGCUGUGUUUUCAGUCACCACAGUCUAGAGUAGAGGGUUUUUUAUUUUUAAUUGUAAAAAAAAACCAAAAACCUUAAAA